AUGUUCAAUUCAUUUACUUACUCUUUGCUAGUUACAAAAAACACAACGCAAACGCUAUGCGGUGCCCCUGUUUCAGACAACAGAACCCUCUUCGUCCGCCUCAACGACAUCAUGGGCACCUUAUCGGGUAUCUUCUGCCUUAUUCGAUUCCUCACGAAGCUCGGUUAUAAAGUCCCUCUCGGUAUGGACGACCUCUUUAUGCUCAUUACGAUAAUUGUCGCUAUUCCUUGCAUCGUAAUCAACUCAUAUUACCUUGCACCAGCAGGUAUGGGCACCGAUAUCUGGACCCUAACGCCGACGCAAAUAACAGAUUUUGGUUACUGGUUCUACAUCAUUUGCAUGAUGUACUUUGUUCUCCAAACACCUCUUAAAUUAACCUUGAUUUUCUUUUAUCUUCGAAUUUUUCCUAGCACUGGGGUGCGAAGGAUUCUCUGGGCAACUGUUGCCUUUACAGUUGCUUACGGCCUUACCUUUAUUCUGGUCAUUAUCUUCCAGUGUCAUCCAGUUAACCACUUCUGGUUGAAAUGGGACGGCAUGCAUGAAGGUUCAUGUAUCAGUGUAAACGGUAUUGCUUGGUCCAGCUCUGCUAUCAAUAUUGCUAUGGAUCUAUGGAUAUUGGGUGUCCCUCUUUCUCAACUGAAAAAGAUGAACCUGGAUUGGAAGAAGAAGGUUGGUAUUGGAAUGAUGUUUAGCGUCGGUGUGUUCGUUACCGUCAUGAGCAUCUUUCGUCUUUACGCCUGCGUUGUAGCCGGUCUGAGCCACACAAACAACUAUUCACAAGACUACCUCGCCAUGUCGAAAUGGUCCACCAUUGAACUUAACGUCGGUAUCUGGUGCGCCUGCAUGCCUACGCUACGCGUUCUUCUCGUUCGACUGUUUCCCAAGGUGCUCGGCACAUCAAAGAAAUACCUCCGUUACGGUAGCAAGAACACGGGGCAGCCGACGGGUGCGAAGACGGCUGGAAACAACAACAGCGACGACCACAGUAAGGGACGAAAUCGUUCAGGACCAAACCCUUUUGCUGGGGGUGCAGAACACCAUAUCGGCAAGACGGGGCAGUCGCGCGCCCGGGUCGAUCCUAUUGGAAUCACUUGCGACCGAACCUACGAGGUGGAAUACGGAAUGGCAGAUGAUGAUGAGACAUAUCUAGUGCAUUUGAAGACCAUGAAUCAUGGAUCUAAGAGCACCAACUCUUUGCCGCGGUCUGAAGACUCGGUAUAG
Molecule: messenger RNA, 1221 nt
Organism: Fusarium coffeatum
Lineage: Eukaryota; Fungi; Ascomycota; Sordariomycetes; Hypocreales; Nectriaceae
Exons: 3
Coding region: 1-1221 (406 amino acids)
Source: RefSeq, a predicted model, not a curated record